AUGAAGGUUUCGUCCGCUGUCCUUUUGGCUCUCAUCGCCGGCGAGGGCUCCGGCCAGGGUGUCACCACUCGGAUCCUCCCUGUCGGUGGCGUCGCCGAUGGUUGUGAUGCCUCGUCUGAUGGCACUUUUCAGUUUGCUGUCAUCGAUCUCGACGGUCACGCCCAGGAGGGCACUCUUGCUCUCAAGAAACGCGAUGACUGCAAGACGAACGGUCAGCUCAUUGUAAAGCUCAAGGAUGGAGUCCUCAAGGACUUGCUUGGCCGCACCGGCUACAUCUCUUCUAGCUUCCAGCUCCAGUUUGACGAUCCUCCCCAGUCUGGCUCGUUAAUCACGGCUGGUUUCUCCAUUUGCAACAACGGUUCGCUGGCCCUCGGCCCGUCGACUGUUUUCUACCAGUGCCCAUCUGGUACUUUCAACAACAUCUAUGAUCGCAAGGCUGCUCCUCAGUGUGGUCCUAUCCACAUCCAGGCCGUCGCCUGUGACGACUCGGAGGGUGACAAGGCCCAGGACGAUGCCGUCAGCACUGUUGGCGUUGACAACGUCCCUACUACCCUUGUGACCGUCCAGAAGGGGGCCUCUGACGUCAAGACGCAGACGCCAAUCGCCAUCUGCCAGAUCGGUGAUGGCCAGGUUCAAGCUCACACAACCCCUUGUACCGCUCUCACCCCCGUAGCCACGUCCGAGUCUGCCGCUGUUCAGACCGUUACGGAAACCGUUACCGAGGUCAUCAACGUCUGCGGAACUCAGGAACCUACCCAGAAGCCUACCCCAAUGGCACCCUUCGUCACGUCCGGUGCGCACAGGAGGGCGGCGGCCCUAAUCGCCCCUCCUUUUCUCGCUGCUGCCGCCGGCACCGGAGUGGCUUACGGAAUCUGUGUGAUUCUCUAA
Molecule: messenger RNA, 888 nt
Organism: Scedosporium apiospermum
Lineage: Eukaryota; Fungi; Ascomycota; Sordariomycetes; Microascales; Microascaceae
Exons: 3
Coding region: 1-888 (295 amino acids)
Biological process (GO): fungal-type cell wall organization
Cellular component (GO): fungal-type cell wall
Molecular function (GO): structural constituent of cell wall
Source: RefSeq, a predicted model, not a curated record